AUGGACGUGGACAUGGACGUGGACGUGGACAUGGACGUGGACGUGGACGUGGACGUGGACGUGGAGAACUUGGACGUGGACAUGGACGUGAACGUGGACCUGGACGUGGACGCGGACGUGGACGCGGACGUGGACGCGGACGUGGACGUGGAGGACGUGGACGUGGACGUGGACGUGGAGAACUUGGACGUGGACAUGGACGUGAACGUGGACGUGGACGUGGACGUGGACGUGGACGUGGACGUGGACGUGGACGUGGACGUGGACAUGGACGUGGACGUGGACGUGGACGUGGACAUGGACCUGGACAUGGACGUGGACGUGGACGUGGACAUGGACGUGGACGUGGACAUGGUCGUGGACGUGGACGUGGACGUGGACGUGGACGUGGACAUGGACGUGGACGACGUGGACGUGGACGUGGACGUGGACGUGGACGUGGAGAACUUGGACGUGGACAUGGACGUGAACGUGGACCUGGACGUGGACAUGGACGUGGACGUGGACGUGGAUGUGGACGUGGAGGUGGACGUGGAGGUGGACGUGGACGUGGAGGUGGACAUGGACGUGGACGUGGACGUGGACGUGGACGUGGACAUGGACGUGGACAUGGACGUGGACGUGGACGUGGACGUGGACGUGGAGGACGUGGACGUGGACGUGGACGUAAACGUGGAGAACUUGGAUGUGGACAUGGACGUGAACGUGGACGUGGACGUGGACGUGGAGGACUUGGACGUGGACAUGGACGUGGACGUGGAUGGACGUGGAGUGGACGUGGACGUGGACAUGGACGUGGACGUGGACGUGGACGUGGACGUGGAGGACAUGGACGUGGACGUGGAGGACAUGGACGUGGACGUGGACGUGGACGUGGAGAACUUGGACGUAGACAUGGACGUGAACGUGGACGUGGACGUGGACGUGGAGGACUUGGACGUGGACAUGGACGUGGACGUGGACGUGGACAUGGACGUGGACGUGGACGUGGACGUGGACAUAGACGUGGACGUGGACGUGGACGUGGACGUGGACGUGGACGUGGACGUGGACGUGGACGUGGACAUGGACGUGGACAUGGACGUGGACGUGGACGUGGACGUGGACAUGGACGUGGACGUAGACGUAGACGUGGACGUGGACGUGGACAUGGACGUGGACGUGGACGUGGACGUGGAGGACAUGGACGUGGACGUGGACGUGGACGUGGACGUGGAGAACUUGGACGUGGACAUGGACGUGAACGUGGACGUGGACGUGGACGUGGAGGACUUGGACGUGGACAUGGACGUGGACGUGGAGUGGACGUGGACGUGGACGUGGACUGGACGUGGAGUGGACGUGGACGUGGACAUGGACGUGGACGUGGACGUGGACGUGGACGUGGACGUGGACGUGGACGUGGACAUGGAGGACGUGGACGUGGACGUGGACGUGGACGUGGAGAACUUGGACGUGGACAUGGACGUGGACGUGGAGGACUUGGACGUGGAGGACUUGGACGUGGACAUGGACGUGGACGUGGACGUGGACGUGGACGUGGACAUGGACGUGGACGUGGACGUGGACAUGGACGUGGACGUGGACAUGGACGUGGACGUGGACGUGGACGUGGACGUGGACAUGGACGUGGACAUGGACGUGGACGUGGACAUGGACGUGGACGUGGACGUGGACGUGGACGUGGACGUGGACAUGGACGUGGACGUGAACAUGGACGUGGACAUGGACGUGGACGUGGACAUGGACGUAGACGUGAACAUGGACGUGGACAUGGACGUGGACGUGGACAUGGACGUGGACGUGGACGUGGACAUGGACGUGGACGUGAACAUGGACGUGGACAUGGACGUGGACGUGGACGUGGACGUGGACGUGGAGGUGGACGUGGACGUGGAGGUGGACGUGGACGUGGACAUGGAGGUGGACGUGGACGUGGACGUGGACAUGGACGUGGACAUGGACGUGGACGUGGACGUGGACAUGGACGUGGACAUGGACGUGGACGUGGACGUGGACGUGGACGUGGACGUGGAGUGGACGUGGAUGGACGUCGACAUCGACGUGGACGUGGACGUGGACGUGGACGUGGACGUGGACGUGGACGUGGACGUGGACGUGGACAUGGACGUGGACAUGGACGUGGACGUGGACGUGGACGUGGACAUGGACGUGGACGUAGACGUAGACGUGGACGUGGACGUGGACAUGGAUGUGGACGUGGACGUGGACGUGGACGUGGAGGACGUGGACGUGGACGUGGACGUGGACGUGGAGAACUUGGACGUGGACAUGGACGUGAACGUGGACGUGGACGUGGAGGACUUGGACGUGGACAUGGACGUGGACGUGGAGUGGACGUGGACGUGGACGUGGACUGGACGUGGAGUGGACGUGGACGUGGACAUGGACGUGGACGUGGACGUGGACGUGGACGUGGACGUGGACGUGGAGGACGUGGACGUGGACGUGGACGUGGACGUGGACGUGGACAUGGACGUGAACGUGGACGUGGACGUGGACGUGGAGGACUUGGACGUGGACAUGGACGUGGACGUGGACGUGGACAUGGACGUGGACAUGGACGUGGACGUGGACGUGGACGUGGACGUGGACGUGGACAUGGACGUGGACGUGGACGUGGACGUGGACAUGGACUUGGACAUGGACGUGGACGUGGACGUGGACGUGGAGAUGGACGUGGACGUGGACAUGGUCGUGGACGUGGACGUGGACGUGGACGUGGACAUGGACGUGGACGACGUGGACGUAGACGUGGACGUGGACGUGGACAUGGACGUGGACGUGGACGUGGACGUGGACGUGGACGUGGACGUGGAGGACGUGGACGUGGACGUGGACGUGGACAUGGAGAACUUGGACGUGGACAUGGACGUGAACGUGGACGUGGACGUGGACGUGGAGGACUUGGACGUGGACAUGGACGUGGACGUGGACGUGGACAUGGACGUGGACGUGGACGUGGACGUGGACGUGGACAUGGACGUGGACGUGGACGUGGACGUGGACAUGGACCUGGACAUGGACGUGGUCGUGGACGUGGACGUGGACAUGGACGUGGACGUGGACAUGGUCGUGGACGUGGACGUGGACGUGGACGUGGAGGUGGACGUGGAGGUGGACGUGGACGUGGAGGUGGACGUGGACGUGGACAUGGAGGUGGACGUGGACGUGGACGUGGACAUGGACGUGGACAUGGACGUGGACGUGGACGUGGACAUGGACGUGGACAUGGACGUGGACGUGGACGUGGACGUGGACGUGGACGUGGAGUGGACGUGGAUGGACGUCGACAUCGACGUGGACGUGGACGUGGACGUGGACGUGGACGUGGACGUGGACGUGGACGUGGACGUGGACAUGGACGUGGACAUGGACGUGGACGUGGACGUGGACGUGGACAUGGACGUGGACGUAGACGUAGACGUGGACGUGGACGUGGACAUGGAUGUGGACGUGGACGUGGACGUGGACGUGGAGGACGUGGACGUGGACGUGGACGUGGACGUGGAGAACUUGGACGUGGACAUGGACGUGAACGUGGACGUGGACGUGGAGGACUUGGACGUGGACAUGGACGUGGACGUGGAGUGGACGUGGACGUGGACGUGGACUGGACGUGGAGUGGACGUGAACGUGGACAUGGACGUGGACGUGGACGUGGACGUGGACGUGGACGUGGACGUGGACGUGGAGGACGUGGACGUGGACGUGGACGUGGACGUGGACGUGGACAUGGACGUGAACGUGGACGUGGACGUGGACGUGGAGGACUUGGACGUGGACAUGGACGUGGACGUGGACAUGGACGUGGACAUGGACGUGGACGUGGACGUGGACGUGGACGUGGACGUGGACAUGGACGUGGACGUGGACGUGGACGUGGACAUGGACUUGGACAUGGACGUGGACGUGGACGUGGACGUGGAGAUGGACGUGGACGUGGACAUGGUCGUGGACGUGGACGUGGACGUGGACGUGGACAUGGACGUGGACGACGUGGACGUAGACGUGGACGUGGACGUGGACAUGGACGUGGACGUGGACGUGGACGUGGACGUGGAGGACGUGGACGUGGACGUGGACGUGGACAUGGAGAACUUGGACGUGGACAUGGACGUGAACGUGGACGUGGACGUGGACGUGGAGGACUUGGACGUGGACAUGGACGUGGACGUGGACGUGGACAUGGACGUGGACGUGGACGUGGACGUGGACGUGGACGUGGACAUGGACGUGGACGUGGACGUGGACGUGGACAUGGACCUGGACAUGGACGUGGUCGUGGACGUGGACGUGGACAUGGACGUGGACGUGGACAUGGUCGUGGACGUGGACGUGGACGUGGACGUGGAGGUGGACGUGGAGGUGGACGUGGACGUGGAGGUGGACGUGGAACGUGGAGGUGGACGUGGACGUGGAGGUGGACGUGGAGUGGACGUGGACGUGGACGUGGACGUGGACGUGGACAUGGACGUGGACAUGGACGUGGACGUGGACGUGUACAUGGACGUGGACGUAGACGUAGACGUGGACGUGGACGUGGACGUGGACGUGGACGUGGACGUGGACGUGGAGGACGUGGACGUGGACGUGGACGUGGACGUGGACGUGGACGUGGAGAACUUGGACGUGGACAUGGACGUGAACGUGGACGUGGACGUGGAGGACUUGGACGUGGACAUGGACGUGGACGUGGAGUGGACGUGGACGUGGACGUGGAUGGACGUGGACGUGGACGUGGACGUGGACGUGGACGUGGACGUGGACGUGGACGUGGAGGACGUGGACGUGGACGUGGACGUGGACGUGGACGUGGACGUGGAGAACUUGGACGUGGACAUGGACGUGAACGUGGACGUGGACGUGGACGUGGAGGACUUGGACGUGGACAUGGACGUGGACGUGGACGUGGACAUGGACGUGGACGUGGACGUGGACGUGGACGUGGACAUGGACGUGGACGUGAACAAGACGUGGACUGGACGUGGAGUGGACGUGGACGUGGACAUGGACGUGGACGUGGACGUGGACGUAGACGUGGACGUGGACGUGGAGGACGUGGACGUGGACGUGGACGUGGACGUGGACGUGGACGUGGACAUGGACGUGAACGUGGACGUGGACGUGGACGUGGAGGACUUGGACGUGGACAUGGACGUGGACGUGGACAUGGACGUGGACAUGGACGUGGACGUGGACGUGGACGUGGACGUGAACAUGGACGUGGACGACGUGGACGUAGACGUGGACGUGGACGUGGACAUGGACGUGGACGUGGACGUGGACGUGGACGUGGACGUGGAGGACGUGGACGUGGACGUGGACGUGGACAUGGAGAACUUGGACGUGGACAUGGACGUGAACGUGGACGUGGACGUGGACGUGGAGGACUUGGACGUGGACAUGGACGUGGACGUGGACGUGGACAUGGACGUGGACGUGGACGUGGACGUGGACGUGGACGUGGACGUGGACAUGGACGUGGACGUGGACGUGGACGUGGACAUGGACCUGGACAUGGACGUGGUCGUGGACGUGGACGUGGACAUGGACGUGGACGUGGACAUGGUCGUGGACGUGGACGUGGACGUGGACGUGGAGGUGGACGUGGAGGUGGACGUGGACGUGGAGGUGGACGUGGAACGUGGAGGUGGACGUGGACGUGGAGGUGGACGUGGAGUGGACGUGGACGUGGACGUGGACGUGGACGUGGACAUGGACGUGGACAUGGACGUGGACGUGGACGUGUACAUGGACGUGGACGUAGACGUAGACGUGGACGUGGACGUGGACGUGGACGUGGAGGACGUGGACGUGGACGUGGACGUGGACGUGGACGUGGACGUGGAGAACUUGGACGUGGACAUGGACGUGAACGUGGACGUGGACGUGGAGGACUUGGACGUGGACAUGGACGUGGACGUGGAUGGACGUGGAGUGGACGUGGACGUGGACGUGGACGUGGACGUGGACGUGGACGUGGACGUGGACGUGGACGUGGAGGACGUGGACGUGGACGUGGACGUGGACGUGGACGUGGAGAACUUGGACGUGGACAUGGACGUGAACGUGGACGUGGACGUGGACGUGGAGGACUUGGACGUGGACAUGGACGUGGACGUGGACGUGGACAUGGACGUGGACGUGGACGUGGACGUGGACGUGGACGUGGACAUGGACGUGGACGUGAACAAGACGUGGACUGGACGUGGAGUGGACGUGGACGUGGACAUGGACGUGGACGUGGACGUGGACGUGGACGUGGACGUGGACGUGGAGGACGUGGACGUGGACGUGGACGUGGACGUGGACGUGGACGUGGACAUGGACGUGAACGUGGACGUGGACGUGGACGUGGAGGACUUGGACGUGGACAUGGACGUGGACGUGGACGUGGACAUGGACGUGGACAUGGACGUGGACGUGGACGUGGACGUGGACGUGGACAUGGACGUGGACGUGGAAGUGGACGUGGACAUGGACUUGGACAUGGACGUGGACGUGGACGUGGACGUGGACAUGGACGUGGACGUGGACAUGGUCGUGGACGUGGACGUGGACGUGGACGUGGACAUGGACGUGGACGACGUGGACGUGGACGUGGACGUGGACAUGGACGUGGACGUGGACGUGGACGUGGACGUGGACGUGGACGUGGACGUGGACGUGGAGGACGUGGACGUGGACGUGGACGUGGACAUGGAGAACUUGGACGUGGACAUGGACGUGAACGUGGACGUGGACGUGGACGUGGAGGACUUGGACGUGGACAUGGACGUGGACGUGGACGUGGACAUGGACGUGGACGUGGACGUGGACGUGGACGUGGACAUGGACGUGGACGUGGACGUGGACGUGGACAUGGACCUGGACAUGGACGUGGUCGUGGACGUGGACGUGGACAUGGACGUGGACGUGGACAUGGUCGUGGACGUGGACGUGGACGUGGACGUGGACAUGGACGUGGACGUGAACAAGACGUGGACGUGA
Messenger RNA from Closterium sp. NIES-65, 7014 nucleotides. Lineage: Eukaryota; Viridiplantae; Streptophyta; Zygnematophyceae; Desmidiales; Closteriaceae. The record is from the annotation of a GenBank genome assembly.